AUCCCAGUUCGGUUCCUAUAAAUAUGCUAAUAACAACGUGGUCGACGGUAAUGAGUUUGGUAUCGGCUGUAAGGAAAGUCUUCUUCCUUGAACUUCUUUCUCCUCUUUAUAUUGUUUCCCUCUAAACACAAUCACUCCUUCAGUGGAGUGGUCAUAUAUAUAUCAGCUCUAAUCAAUUAUUGGGUCGUUGUCAUAUAGCGAAAAGAAGCAUCUUUUUUCAAUGGAUUCUCAAGUUAUGGUAGCUUUGGCUCUCUCUCUUGUGGGUGGAUUAAGCACUUCUAUAGGUGCACUCUUUGUAAUUCUUUUUCAGGCUCCCAAUUUGAAGAUGCUUGGACUAUUACAGGGUUUUGCUGCAGGCCUGAUGCUGAGCAUAUCAUUCCUUGAUCUUGCUCAUAAUGCUAUCAACUCAAUUGGGUUCUUAAAAGGCAACCUCUGGUUUUUUGGAGGUGUUGUAUUCUUUGGCAUCAUUGCCAAUUUUAUCCCAGAGCCAACAUUUGCCCCAAGUUCAGAUGUUAAAAGUAAAAAGAAAAAUGGCGACCAAGGGGGAAAGGACAUAAUGAAAAAGCAUCGUCGUCAAGUUUUGUUCAGUGGAAUUAUCACUGCAAUAGGAAUAAGUUUGCAUAACUUUCCGGAGGGAAUGGCAGUGUUCCUUGGAUCAAUUAAGGGCCUCCGUGUUGGUCUUAAUUUGGCUCUGGCAAUUGCUUUGCACAACAUUCCAGAGGGUGUUGCUGUUGCACUUCCUAUAUAUUUUGCAACGCAGAGCAAGUGGCAGGCAUUCAAAUUGGCGACAGUUUCUGGUUUUGCUGAGCCACUUGGUGUGGUGCUUGUCGCAUAUCUAUUCCCAAGCAGCUUAAGUCCUGAAAUUCUGGAGGGUUUGCUCGCAUCAGUUGGUGGGGUGAUGGCUUUCCUAACCUUGCAUGAAAUGCUGCCACUGGCAUUUGAUUAUGCGGGUCAGAAACAAGCUGUCAAGGCUGUAUUCUUUGGUAUGGCUUUCAUGUCGGCAAGCCUAUAUUUUCUUGAAAUCAGCCUCCCUGAGGAGAUGAGCUUGUAGCUGUGGAUCAGCUUUAAUCAACCUACGUAACCAUUUGUACAUUCCCAAACCAGAGAGAUUUAGGUCGUGCUGCAUGGUGCCUGUGUAAUGUCACAUUGAAAUCCGAUGAUUUGACCUCGCCAGAAGGCCAAACUGGCGGCACAAUCCUUGAGAACAUGGCGGUUUCCAGCUUUAAGCACCUCAAAAUUGUACUGAUCUUCUUACUUUGAUUAGUGUGAAAAUCUAAAAUGGCAGUAAGGGUUGACAAGGGGAACAAUUAUGGAUUGCAUACUCUUCGAUGAAGUUCGUUUCAUUUAUCAUAGUGUUGCCACUCAAUGAGCUUCCAAGUA
Messenger RNA from Populus trichocarpa (black cottonwood), 1380 nucleotides. Its product is annotated as zinc transporter ZTP29. The coding region runs from base 221 to 1051 and encodes 276 amino acids. Gene Ontology annotation, cellular component: membrane. The transcript has 12 exons. The record is from RefSeq and is a predicted model, not a curated record. Gene Ontology annotation, biological process: zinc ion transmembrane transport. Gene Ontology annotation, molecular function: zinc ion transmembrane transporter activity. NCBI's taxonomy places the organism in Eukaryota, Viridiplantae, Streptophyta, Magnoliopsida, Malpighiales, Salicaceae.